UGAACUUUUACUUCAGCAUCGUCUUUAACGACAAUCAUGAGUCUCACCGCUAAGGACAAGGCAAUGGUCAAGGCCUUCUGGGCCAAGGUGGCCGGCAAGGCUGAGGACAUCGGAUGCGAUGCUCUGUCUAGGACGCUGGUGGUGUACCCCCAGACCAAGACCUACUUCUCCCACUGGAAGGACCUGAGCCCCGGCUCUGCCCCAGUCAGGAAGCACGGUGGGACCGUCAUGGGAGGCAUCAGUUUAGCCGUGGCCAGCAUCGACGACCUCACCGCAGGUCUCCUCACCCUCAGCGAGCUGCAUGCCUUCACGCUGCGUAUCGAUCCCGCCAACUUCAAGAUCUUGUCCCACAACAUCUUGGUGGUGCUGGCUAUCUUGUUCCCGGAUGACUUCAAUCCCGAAGCUCAUGUGGCCAUGGACAAGUUCCUGGCCGCCGUGGGCCGGGCUCUGUCUGAGAAGUACCGAUAAACUGUGGGCAGAAGGCAUCAGACCAGACGGAUUGCAGCAUUGAUCAGCACUGUGCUCAGCUCUGUAUUGAUCUAAA
Messenger RNA from Coregonus clupeaformis (lake whitefish), 544 nucleotides. RefSeq names its product hemoglobin embryonic subunit alpha-like. Gene Ontology annotation, biological process: oxygen transport; hydrogen peroxide catabolic process. Lineage: Eukaryota; Metazoa; Chordata; Actinopteri; Salmoniformes; Salmonidae. Gene Ontology annotation, cellular component: haptoglobin-hemoglobin complex; hemoglobin complex; blood microparticle. Gene Ontology annotation, molecular function: organic acid binding; heme binding; peroxidase activity. The transcript is spliced from 3 exons. Bases 37 to 468 code for a protein of 143 amino acids. The record is from RefSeq and is a predicted model, not a curated record.